Nothobranchius furzeri (turquoise killifish) is the source of this 3878-nucleotide messenger RNA. RefSeq names its product ANTXR cell adhesion molecule 2a (gene antxr2a). Lineage: Eukaryota; Metazoa; Chordata; Actinopteri; Cyprinodontiformes; Nothobranchiidae. The record is from RefSeq and is a predicted model, not a curated record. Gene Ontology annotation, molecular function: transmembrane signaling receptor activity. Gene Ontology annotation, cellular component: cell surface; plasma membrane.
CCCGCUAGCUAAGCUAAACUGAAAGUUGCACCAGCAGCCGCUUCAGCUCCUCCCGCAGCUCUGAGCCAUGUCCCGGGGCAAACUGCGGCUUUUUUCAGGAUGUGAGUGACUGAGCCGUGACUCAGGAAGAUGUAGAAACCCCCACCGCUGAUGUCAACACGGUUCUUUCCUUUAUUAGGCAGAACUUUUUUUGUUUUGUUGUGAGCUCUAACAGGAAGUUCUCGAGUGAAGGAUAUAUUUUAUCUGGUCAGAGAAAAGUGUUCUUGGGUGUGUAAAAUCAUGCUGGAAAAGUUUUCUCGUUGUUUCUCCGCGAAGGAGAAGAAACUUUGUCCCUGGACAUCCGCCGCGGUAGCCGUGGUCGUCCUCGGCUUGUUGACAUCGAGCUGCUGCGCAGAAGAGGCGUCCUGCCACGGAGCUUACGACCUCUACUUUGUUUUGGACAGGUCUGGAAGCAUCGCUCAGGACUGGGGCGAGAUCUACUCCUUCGUCAGGAACCUGACCGACCGAUUUGUGAGCCCAAACAUGAGAGUCUCGUUCAUCGUUUUCUCUGCCCGAGCUGAGGUCCUGCUGCCGCUGACUGGAGACAGAGCCGAUAUUGAAAGCGGUCUGAUGCGCCUGCGGGAUGUGAAUCCAGCCGGUGAAACCUACAUGCAUGAGGGCCUGAAGGAGGCCUCGGUGCAGAUUCGGCAGCAGUCCACCAAAUCCUCCAGCAUCAUCCUGGCUCUGACAGACGGGAAGCUUGAUCCUUAUAUUUACGAACUCACCGUGCAGCAGGCCGAUGAAGCGAGGAAGUACGGGGCUCGAGUCUACUGUGUGGGUAUCAAGGACUUCGACGAGCAGCAGCUUGCCGAUAUUGCGGACUCCAAAAACAACGUGUUUCCUGUCAAAGAUGGCUUCCACGCCCUCAAAGGCAUCGUAAAUUCUAUAUUAAAGCGGUCGUGCACAGAAAUCCUGAGUGUGGAGCCGUCCAGCGUGUGUGUAAAUCAGUCUUACGACAUCGUGGUCAGAGGGAACGGCUUCGCCGUGGGACGUAGCAACAUGGACGUCAUCUGCAGCUUCAUAGUUAAUCAUCAAACCAUCAACCAGAAGCCGAACGUGGUGCGUAACGAUUACCUGCUGUGUCCCGCUCCCGUUCUCUAUGAAGUUGGACAGACUAUGGAUGUUCUUGUCAGCCUGAACAACGGAAAAUCAUUCAUCUCCACCCCCCACUUCAUCACCGUUUCCACGUGUUCUGAUGGAUCUGCGGUGGUGAUCGUCCUCUUGGUGCUGCUGGCUCUUGUGGCUUUAGCCCUCAUGUGGUGGUUCUGGCCUCUCUGCUGCACUGUGGUCAUCAAAGACCCUCCACCACCACCUCCACCUUCCCGUCCUCCUCCACCUGAGCCCGAGCAGCUGCCUAAGAAGAAGUGGCCGACGGUGGACGCCUCGUAUUACGGAGGGCGAGGAGCAGGAGGGAUCAAACGCAUGGAGGUGCGUUGGGGAGAAAAGGGCUCGACCGAGGAGGGGGCGCGGCUGGAGAAAGCCAAAAACGCCAAAGUGUCCGUACCAGAGGACGCGGAAGAGUCGAUGAUCAAACGGCCAACUUCAAAACCCGCCCCCAGCCAUCAGGCUGAACACAAAUGGUACACGCCCAUAAAGGGUCGCCUCGAUGCUCUGUGGGCUCUGAUGAGGCGGCAGUACGACAGAGUCUCCAUCAUGCGUCCAACCUCUGCAGACAGAGGCCGGUGCAUGAGGUUCAGCCGUGUGCCGGAGCAGCAGCAGCAGCACCCCGGCGUGUGAAGCAGCGUGGCGUCCACAGGACUAUUUCAGGGUUGUUAGUAUUAUUUGUGUCUGAAGAUGUGAGCUUGCAGCUGAAAACCACUAUGAAGUUUCACCGCUUUAUCCUCGGCUCCUCAACGUUUGCUGUUAAACAGCAGGAAAAGUGUUAAUAUAAUAAUAAUUAAGUUAUUUACAUCAUCCGACACCAAAUCUUCUUUUGAGGAGAAAUCCCAGAAGUUCCCCCAGGGAUGAGCACAACGCGCCCCAGAACUCAGCUCUCAGAGUUUUUUAGCUUUCCUUUCGCACCGAAGGCCUAACAUAUUCGGACCAUAUUGUGCCGUCUGUGAACAACCUAAUUCUUUGGACACAGACGGAAGCUAUCCACAAAGCGAGGGGGUGGGGGAGAUAGGGGAGUGUGCCUUUGGCGUGGAAGUGGGAAAAAUCCCAGUGGGCCUCACAAGUGCACAAGUCCGCUGCCUUUUGGCAAUGUCUCAUCACGACUCUUCUCCAACUUCGGUGGCGCUGGAAGCCCGGCGGCCGCCCUCUGACUGGCUCAUCCUGUCAUUUUAUCACUGAGAAGUGCACACGCAUGACAAAAUGUAGACAGGGUGCCCCAAGGUGCUGGAAGGCACCAAGACUUUGCCCUUUAGUUCCUUUUCUGUAUUUUUGAAGACACCUUCCCUUCAUUAUGCACUCAGGACAAGGAAUUAAUAGAGCGUUAUCCGACCGCAGGACAGCCUCCCGACCGGGAUGGGCUCCAGCUCCGUUUGAGGGAUUGAUGCCUUCCAGACCUUGACAUGGCGCUUGGUGUUUUCUGCCCUUGUUUCCAUGGCGAUUUGCUCUCUGCUCAGUCAGGACCUAAGAUACGGAUCUGGCCGUAUACCCUGGGAUGUUCCGAGGGGCUCCCGGCCUGCAUCCCAUCCCACUUGUUCUCCCAGCGCUGGAAUAUCAAAGUUUAAUUAAAAUAAUUAAAGACAACAGCCUGACUGGGUUGUCUCUUUUUAUGCCUUUUGACGUUGAAUGACCUAUUACUGCGUUAUUUCCAGCUUUAAAGAGGACACGGCGCCGCGGUGACACGGCACCAUGUCCUGAAACGUAAAGCCAAAGCAACGGAUGCGACGGACGGAUAAGUAUUGUUCAUUUCCAGAAAUUACACCCCCCCGCCUCCACCCAACAUCCCAAAAAGCAGGGGUUAUGUAUUUAUAUUUAUUGUGGACUUCUCAAGCGCGCUGUCAUGACGCCAAUCCCAAAUGAUGUUAGUGUGAGCGGAAACACUGUGGGGGAGGAAAGGGGGCAGCAGCUGAAGAAAAAGGCUCGAAUGAUCUAGUCACUUCGGAUACCGUACUUCAGAUGCAGAAUGGAUAUUCGAGUCGAAACCUGACAAAGCGUGCUGGCUUUGACGGGAAACGGUAUAGACAAUGACCAGUGGCUGGGUCAGUGGGAUGUCUCUGUGCAAGCAGGGAAGCUUAUCACAUGACACUAAAAAUAAGUUCAACAACCAUCAAGUUUCAGGGGAACCAGCGAGUCGCGCGUUGGGAAGGGUGGCGAGACGAGCGGCGGGGCGACUCCCAGGUCUAAUUAUUCCUUUGUUUCCUCUCCAUCCUGAUUGGAGGGACAUAAAUAAUUCUGGAUCCCGUCCUCGGGGUGCGCUGGUAUUCCACUUUUCGCUUCUUGCAUAAUUUUGCAGGUUGACAUUUAGUUAGUCGUUGGGUCUUUAUCUGCCUCUUGUUAGGACUGGAGCGCUGGAAUGAUAUUAACCCCCGUCUAAUGAGGUGUCGCCACAUUAUCGCCCAACAGGGUUUGUGAACACAUGAAAAGAAAAAUGGCUGUUAGAAUGAAAGCUUCUUUGUUUUUCAUGAUUUUAAACCACAGCUGCGUGUUUCCACCGCUCACAUUCAUUUAUGCAUUUUAGCUAAAUAAUUCCUGUUUUUGCUUCUCGGCUCAUUAAUUUGUCACUUGUUAGGUCUGGUCUGCAUGUUUGCAGCUUUUUAUGUCAAACCUUAAAGUCCAGGUUUGAGUCACAAGCUGCAAACCCGAUCACCCGAAAUGAUGUUGUUUUCAUGCGCACUUCAUUUCUGUCAUUGUUUACACUCUAGUAUGUUGAAUCAAAUAAACAAACAACA